UGCAGCUUUCACCCUCACGGGCCCCGGAAAUGACGUCACAGUAGAUACCGGCCGGCAAUCCCGUCUGCAGGAUCACAUUCAUGUCCACGGGUUCGAGGUUGAACGCUACGAAUCCGACAUUUCCACGGGCAAACGCGAUCUGGUUGUUACCAUUGUCCCACCAAUGCAUCAACGGCGUUCCCCAGGCAAGAUUACGGAAGUGGAUCAUGCUAUACAUCUGACGCCAUCGGUGCUCACACACCCAACCGCCGCCGCACGUCUUGUCCGGAUUAAUGAUGGGCGAGAGAAGAUUUCCCUGCGCAUCGGCCGGUGGACCCUGAUCGAAGCUGGUGAAAUCGAACGAACUCAUAAUGCGCAGCUGGCCAAAAGGAUAGGCUGCAGCAAAGGCGGUAGCCAUUUUGUACGGCUUUGGUUGUUUGUACGUGAGGAUUCCAUCAUGGCCGCGCUGGUUAUCGUGAUUAUCUACGAACACGAACGCAUCGCGAGUAGAAAGCAGACCCCAGGAUUCGCCAAAGUUGGACAACCAACGGAGAGCGUCAUUUCCACCGAAUGCUCGGCCCAGAUAGUGCGAGAACAUAAACUCUGUGACCGUGCCGAGAUGUAUGUACUCGUACUUUCGGACCGCUUCGUGGCUACCCAUAUCGAUAACCUCCUGGGCGAGGAAAGCUCUCGAGCCGGGGGCAAAUCCGUACGCGGUGUUGAGGUUAUUGAGUCGUCCGAAGAUCACCUCCAGAUCUGCGGGCCACAUGUGCUUGGCGGCAUCCACACGGAACCCGGCUACUCCGAGCUCAAUCAGAUGGUUCAGGAAAUCGACGAUACGAUCACGAACCCACGGUACACCUUGGUUGAGAUCAUGCAGUCCUACAAGUUCACAGUUACGGAUCUCGAUCGCGUUGUUCCAAUCGUUGAUCGCACACGGUUGGUUGAAAUCGGGCCAUCCGAAAGGCACUGCCGGGAAUUGACGAUCGGAGGGAAUGGCCGUGGACCCACCAGUACCAAUAGCCGGUUCGACGGGCUGCGUUGCUCCCAUGUGGUUAAUGAUGAUGUCCACGUAGAGACGCACACCAGCCGCAUUGCAGCGUCUGGACAUGUCGGCAAACGCAGCUUCCGAACCAGAGCGGGUCUCUAGCUUGAAGGAAAUGGGCUGAUAACGUUCCCACCAUGGUCGGUUCCCGUUCGCUUGCCGAAUCACGAUAUUUUCGUUCACUGGAGAUAGCUGCACACCUCCAUAGCCUUUCGGUCCCAGGAAACGUUCACAUUCAUCCGCAAUAUCGCUCCAUUUCCAUUCGAACAGAUGCACAAUGGUGCUGUGACCGCGGACAAAGUGUGGAUCAUGCUGACCAGCUACCGGACUACCGGUAAACGCGACCGCCAACACCAGGAACACUACCAAACGCGCAGAAUCGUUCAUUUUUCUAGCAGGCAAGUUUAACGACACCCGAUUUCGGGGGACUGGACCACCACGUAGAAGGCCCGUCCAUUUUAUAGCUGCGCAUGGACAAAUCAGUUGAUAGCCUAGCAAUGUUUUGGAGUCGAUUGUUUUAUCGACGAACAUUACACGAUACGGGUGCCACAGAUAAGGUUGCUUGUUCGAAUGUUGGAUGGUGGAGCUUGUUCGACAGGAAGACUUUCAUCAGUGGAGAUUAGUUAUCUAGCUUUUCUAGUAUGUUACAAGGGGUGUGAAUGGAGCUCGCAGGACUGAAAUACUUUAACUAUAUUCUGACAAAAGGUCCUUUUUAUUUUUCCUGCUAUGGUCAAGGGAAAUGAAACCAUUAUCACUACAAUCUAUGCAUUUGCCAAAUUAUAUGUAGCAAGUGAAAAAGCAUAGAACCUUAAAUAGCUAAACGUAGCCAAAAUCAACCGUAAUUUUGAAGACCACCUACCAACCACUGUGCACGACGCCUUCUAGAACUUUAAUUCGAGCAGUGUUCGAGCAGCUUCAAAUACAAACAAUCACACCACCGACUGGCAACACUGCUCACUUACUUGACAUUUGCACACCCAAGCCGAAUGGUGGAGGAGUCGCAGCAAAUCCGUGUUGCAUUUUCAGCAAAAAGUACACGUCAUUUUAUCGAUUUUUCAACCCCAGCACGGUGGUAAUUGCAUUCCAGUAAGUGGCCAGCCAUCAUGGUGUUGCAAAAGUCGUUGCGCGCUAACGCGGACAGCGAGAAAGAAAACAAAACGACCGCAGCGUCUGUUGCGGUUAGCAGCGGCGGCAGCGGCAGUGGUGGCAGCAAUACACAUGCGGGAGACGGCAGCACUGCCGCCGGGGGUUCCAAACAAACGAAAGAAAAAGCUUCCGACACCCAGAUCGUUGGGCCGGAUGGCGUUAGCUCGAGUGCGGCCGGAUCACCGGAUGCUAGUGGUGGAGAGGCUAACAAAGAUGAGCUGGUUAUUGGCGAGGAGUACAUGGUUCAGCGACAGGAUGGUUCGUGGCAUCCGGCACAAUUGAUUCAAUCACGUCAAAACCCUUGCGAUCCGAAGCAGCUAGAGUACUACAUUCACUACGAAGGGCUUAACCGGCGGCUAGACCAGUGGGUGACGCGAGAUCGAAUAUCUAGCGAUGGCAUUCCGGGCGGCAGUCCAACCGGUGCCGGUGGCGAUCGUCCCUCUAGUGUAUCUAUUCCAUCAAAUGCGUCGGGCGAUGGUACCUCGGCUAGGAAAAGUCCUCUCGGAUCGACCACAGCCAACGCCAAAGAUCGAUUUUAUGGGUUGAAACCGGGAUCGAAGGAAGCCGGUUCGUUAAUAAGCAGUGGUGCGGACUACAUCGGUUCCAGCCUUGAUGGGACGGACACGGAUCGCAAGAUAACGCGCAACCAAAAGCGCCGUCACGAUGAGAUAAACCACGUACAGAAAACGUACGCCGAUAUGGACCCAACAACAGCUGCACUGGAAAAGGAGCACGAAGCGAUCACGAAGGUGAAGUACAUCGAUAAACUGCGCAUUGGCAAGUACGAAAUCGACACUUGGUACUUUUCACCGUAUCCGGAGGAAUACGGCAAGGUUGGCACGAUGUACGUGUGCGAGUACUGCCUACGAUACAUGCGGUUGGCCAAAACCCUAAAGGAACACAAAGCCGUCUGUACCAGACGGCAGCCACCGGGGAAUGAGAUCUACCGGAAGGGAACAUUGUCCAUCUUCGAAAUCGACGGUAAAGACCACCGGUUCUAUUGCCAAACGCUUUGUCUGAUGGCAAAACUGUUCCUCGAUCACAAAACGCUCUACUACGAUGUGGAUCCAUUCUACUUUUACGUGCUGUGUGAAAUCGAUCGCGAAGGACAGCACAUUGUCGGUUACUUUUCCAAGGAAAAGGAAUCGCCCGAAGGAAACAAUGUCGCCUGCAUUCUCAUACUACCACCCUACCAGCGAAAGGGCUACGGCAAGCUGCUGAUCGCCUUCAGUUAUGAACUAUCGCGCCGUGAGGGCAUUAUUGGCAGCCCCGAGAAGCCACUGUCUGAUCUCGGAAAGCUUAGCUAUCGUAGCUAUUGGGCGUACACGCUGCUGAAACUCAUCAAGGACUACCGGACGACGACGAUUAAAGAGUUGAGCGAACUGUCCGGAAUCACGCCGGAAGACAUCAUCUACACGCUACAGUCGAUGAAUAUGGUAAAGUAUUGGAAGGGUCAGCACGUUAUCUGCGUAACGGUGAAGCUGAUCCAGGAGCAUCUGCAGAUGCCACAGUUUAAAAAGCCGAAGCUGAUGGUAGAUCCGGCGUACCUCAAGUGGACACCGCAGAAGCGCAAUAAUCCCGCAAAGCAGAUAAAGAAAAAUUAGAUUUAGAAACACAAAUGUCUAUGACCCCGUUUAGCUGUGUGGAAAUGCAACUUUGAAUCGAGGUUCAAAGAGAAACAGUCGGAUUUGAAAAGCA
Messenger RNA from Anopheles stephensi (Asian malaria mosquito), 3868 nucleotides. RefSeq names its product histone acetyltransferase KAT8-like. The record is from RefSeq and is a predicted model, not a curated record. Gene Ontology annotation, molecular function: histone acetyltransferase activity. The transcript is spliced from 2 exons. Gene Ontology annotation, biological process: regulation of DNA-templated transcription. The coding region runs from base 2128 to 3774 and encodes 548 amino acids. NCBI's taxonomy places the organism in Eukaryota, Metazoa, Arthropoda, Insecta, Diptera, Culicidae.